AUGGCUGGACCGCAAAAGCCUUCACAUGCAAGCGCGGUGCAAGGAGGCCCAGGUUACCUGAGGAAGACCGAGGGGCUUCAGCCCUGCGACGAGCAUCGGAGGCAGGGUGCUCACACCUCCUGUAACACAAGUCGCUGCUGGGUGGCACUUGGCUCCCUCUUCCCAGUCAGCCCCGGUAAGGAGGCAAAGUCCCCACUCAGCGACUGCCUGGCCAGGUUUGGAAGAAGAUCGUUCUCAGAUACUGAGAAAUCUGGACUUUUUAACAGCGUACUACCUAAAGGAAUAGACGGAAUUAUCAAGAAACACCAUGAGCGCAGCUUUGCUCUCUCGUAGACUCAACGGAAGCGCCGUGGAGGAGCAGUUAAUUCUAGGCAAGCUCGCAAACGAAACAGGCUGGUGGCUUCUACUGCAGAAACGGCUUCAGAAGCAGAGCCAAUAGAACUUGAAGAAAGUGAGAAUCAACGACAAAGGAGAAAUCUCAGACUAAGAAGCCAGCGACAGUCGGACAGCUGUGUACUGAGUAGCGAUGAUGAAGAUGAAACAAGAGAUAAUGAUGUGUAUGUGACAGAUAAAGUGUCUCGAGAAUUGGGACCACUGGAAGAUGACACUGCAAGUUCAAAGCCGUCUGGUACUGUUAGCUGUCCGAUUUGCAUGGAUGGCUACUCGGAGAUUGUGCAGAGUGGACGACUGAUUGUGUCAACCACAUGCGGCCAUGUCUUCUGCAGUCAGUGCCUCCGUGAUUCCCUUAGGAAUGCCAAGUCUUGCCCAGCCUGCAGGAAGAAACUCACUCACAGACAAUGUCAUCCCAUUUAUAUAUGAGUACUUCUAUUUCUCAGGACAGACUCAACUGGAUUUUGGGGGAAAAUGUCAUGUUUUCAGUGCUCUGAAGACUUAAAAGAGCAGCAGGUUGUGCACACAUCCAAAUAAAACUGGGUUUU
Molecule: messenger RNA, 938 nt
Organism: Nipponia nippon (crested ibis)
Lineage: Eukaryota; Metazoa; Chordata; Aves; Pelecaniformes; Threskiornithidae
Source: RefSeq, a predicted model, not a curated record